UGUCCCUUGAAGAAACUUCACAACGCUCCAUCUUCCUCUCAACCCCUUUUUUCUUCUUCAAUUUAGACAAAAUUAUUAACAAUCAUCAAUUACUGCUACUGGGUUCGAAGAAUUAAUACUCAAAAAUGGCGGAAUAUCAGGAAAAAUCGAGUAAAUUAUCACCAGUUUCUUCGCCGGAAAUUCGAGAUUCGAUCGGCUCCUCAAAUGCUGGAGGGGAAGGAGGAGAUGAAGAAUUCUACGAGAAAAUUGAGGCCCCGAAGUUCGUUGACUUCACUGUGCCCGAUCAUUUCCGACCUGACGAUCGUUAUUGGUUUUGCCACCGUGUCGGAUGUGACCAAAAGCACGAGGAAGAAAUGGAUUCUGAAGCCAUCUACAAAAAUUUUGUUCUCCGGGUAAUGGCAGCUAGAAGUCCCAACAUAAGGUUUCGAAAAGCACUUGAUAGAAAUGCUUCGAGAACACCUAUAAAAUGCCCACUUUCAGCUCCUCCAAAGUCUUCCAAGCCAAGAGUGUCGAGGAUGGCUAUUAUUUCAUCGAUCUCUGAGAAGAUGGUUGAUGACAAGAAAAGGGUUGUUAGGCCUAUUUUGAAGCCGAGGUCUACACCAGUGACUAAGACAAAACCUGUUGCUGCGAAGUAUCUCACAACUCCAAGGAACAGAAAAUGUGUAGCGAACGAAAAUACCUUUCGAAGUGUUCAGAAUCCGAAACCUACUAACAGUGAAGAGCCAAAAAGUAGAAUAGUUGCGAAGGCUCUGGUUUUUCGCUCUCCUAAGAAAGCCAUCAAGGUGAAGACUUCCGUUGAACUGCGCACACCCAUCUCAAAAUUAUGUGACGGAAUGGAUAAACUUGAGAUUUCGAGUCAGAGAAAGCGUGCCUUGGGUUAUUCCGGCAAAUCAUCCAAGAAUUUGAUUAACAAUCCUUCAAAAAGGCCUGUUGAAUUACUUGGUUCUCAAACUUGCACCAAUCAAGAAGCUAAAUCUGGGAGAUCUAUUAAGAGUAAGAUCAAAGGAAAAUUAUUACAGAAACAUGCCUCCAAGAAAUUGUUGGGUAAUAAUCACACAGAUAGCUCAAACAACAACGAAAGUUGUGAUAUUAAACAGGUGGCAAAUAAAGUCGAAGAAGGGGUUGAACUUCAAGAAUCGAUACAUGAAGAAGCCUGUGUGUUUUCCGACAUCCCACCACCGGUGAAGAAUCCAGACUUGGCCUCACCAGAUGACACAAAAGGUGAAGAAAACUGUUUAGACCUAGAAGGAAGUAAUAAUUCAAAAUCUCGAGCUACAAACACCCAGGAGAAUAACAGUAAUGAUGGAAAUCAAAACAGUAGUUCAAGAGAUUGCAGAGACUUCACAGACCACUUAAAUGUGAAUAAUUCUUCUGAAGGGGAAAGAAACGAGCAUGACUUUAUGGAUGGUGAUGACAAAGAAAAUGCUGCAGCCUCUGAUGAGAACAGAAUGCACCACAAGAAUGUGAAGCAACAUGGAAGAAAAAUCUUUGGCCUGCAUGACAAAUGUGGUCAAGUCAAAAAGGUUGCUCAAGCACAGGAUAAGAAUUUGAAAGAGGGUUUGAUUUCCUCUGCUACAGUGAUGAAGCUGAAGAAACCGAAACCCACAAACCCUAAACCUUUCAGGUUAAGAACUGAUGAGAGAGGAAUACUUAAGGAAGCUAACUUGGAGAAAAGAAAUGAUUCCCUAGCUCCUCAAACUGAAUGUGCAAAUUUGAGCACACCAGGUAGGAAGUUGCAGAAGAAACAAGGGAAUGAGUUUCAAAAAGGGAGUAAGAUAGCAGGUCUGAAGAUUUCACAAGCGCAGGAGAGAUCAAAAGUGGUAGCCUCUGUGACACCAGAGAGUAAUAAACAUCAGGAGCCAAAACCAAUGAGCUCCCCUCUUGAAAGUAGAGCAAUUCAAAGGUUGGAGAAGUUCAGGAAAAGCAUAUCCCCUCUUCAGAAACAGUCUCUUAGGCCUCAAGGGCUUGUUGCCACAAAAAAGGAAAUAAUUUCUUACUUGGUUCCUGGUCAAAAACUUGAUGUGAUACACGAAGCUUCACCUGAAGUUUUAGAACUGAGAACGGCCAGAAAGCCAAUUGGUAAUGAUGCUCAUUCAUCAUCAAGGCGGCCUGUGACGGUUGCUGUCGGACCGAAUUUCCACAGUACUCAUGUGCCAAGGACUUGCACAAGGAAACUCAAAUAAGUGAUAGUGGGAUCAUAAUAAGUUAUAAGCUUGUUUUGUAGUGUUGCUGCGCCAUAUCUCGUUCAAUCAUUUAUUGAAUUACGUUGGAUACUUUCACUUCUUGUUCAAUUAUGUAAUGUAUCUUCUUAUAUCUGUGGUUCAAUUAUUCAGAUUUUUUCCUCUUGAAUAAGUGUAGUAUGUACCGAAACAGCAUGGUUGAAUGCAUUCUUUGGUAAUUCAACGCAAAAAUUGUAUGAUUGGAACUGAA
Sesamum indicum (sesame) is the source of this 2430-nucleotide messenger RNA. RefSeq names its product neurofilament heavy protein. The record is from RefSeq and is a predicted model, not a curated record. Lineage: Eukaryota; Viridiplantae; Streptophyta; Magnoliopsida; Lamiales; Pedaliaceae.